AUGGCAGGGCCGGCGCCGGAUCGGGCCGCCCUGACUGUGGGGCCGGGCAUGGACAUGCCGAUCAUGCACGACAGCGACCGGUACGAGCUCGUGCGCGACAUCGGCUCCGGCAACUUCGGCGUUGCCCGCCUCAUGCGCGACCGCCGCACCAGCGAACUCGUCGCCGUCAAGUACAUCGAGCGCGGCGAGAAGAUAGAUGAGAAUGUCCAGCGUGAGAUAAUUAACCAUAGAUCAUUGAAACACCCUAACAUUAUUAGGUUUAAAGAGGUUAUUUUAACACCGACCCACCUUGCUAUUGUCAUGGAAUAUGCCUCUGGUGGUGAGCUUUUUGAGAGAAUAUGUAAGAACGUGCGAUUCAGUGAAGAUGAGGCUCGCUACUUCUUCCAGCAGCUCAUUUCAGGAGUAAGCUACUGCCAUUCAAUGCAAGUAUGCCACCGUGAUCUGAAGCUGGAGAACACACUUCUAGAUGGGAGUGAUGCUCCUCGCUUGAAGAUAUGUGACUUCGGUUAUUCCAAGUCAUCUGUUCUUCAUUCCCAGCCGAAGUCCACCGUUGGAACACCUGCUUAUAUUGCACCUGAAGUUCUGUUGAAAAAAGAAUACGAUGGCAAGAUUGCUGAUGUUUGGUCAUGUGGUGUAACCCUCUAUGUAAUGGUUGUUGGUGCAUAUCCUUUUGAAGACCCAGAAGAGCCUAAGAACUUCCGCAAGACAAUUCAGCGCAUCUUGAACGUUCAGUAUGCAAUUCCAGACAACGUGAACAUAUCUCCAGAGUGCAGGCAUCUAAUUUCGAGGAUUUUUGUUGGAGAUCCUGCUAUGCGAAUAACAAUCCCUGAAAUCCGGAAUCAUAGUUGGUUCCUGAAGAACCUUCCUGCUGAUCUGAUGGAUGAUGAUAGCAUGAGCAACCAAUAUGAGGAGCCUGAUCAGCCAAUGCAGACCAUGGAUCAGAUCAUGCAGAUUUUGACAGAGGCCACCAUACCACCUGCCUGUUCUCGCAGUAUAAAUGUCCUAGCUGAUGGAUUGGACAUGGACGACGACAUGGAUGACCUUGACUCCGACUCAGAUCUUGAUGUUGACAGCAGCGGUGAGAUUGUGUACGCAAUGUGA
Miscanthus lutarioriparius is the source of this 1101-nucleotide messenger RNA. The record is from the annotation of a GenBank genome assembly. Lineage: Eukaryota; Viridiplantae; Streptophyta; Magnoliopsida; Poales; Poaceae.